Messenger RNA from Gongylonema pulchrum, 588 nucleotides. NCBI's taxonomy places the organism in Eukaryota, Metazoa, Nematoda, Chromadorea, Rhabditida, Gongylonematidae. The record is from the annotation of a GenBank genome assembly.
UUGUGUAAUUAUAAUAAUAACAAUAAUAGUAGUGAUAAUAAUGAUAGUAAUAGUGGUAACGAUGACAAUAAUAAUAACAAUAAUAUUAAUAAUGAUAAUAAUGACAACAACAAUCAUAAUAAUUGCUACAAUGGCAAUGAUGAUAAUAAGAAAUCUAUUUCAGAUGUGCCGGAAAAACACAAGGAAUUAGAAACUGAGAUAGCGCAACUGAAACUGCGACUACGUGAACGAGACCGUGUGAUAUUUGAUCUGGAGGAACAGAUUCGAGGGAAGGAUGCGAUUAUCGUAGAUAAAUGCCAGCUUAUUGAGCGUCUUGAGCAGCCUCUCUACGAUCGAUUUUCACCAGAGGGUUCAAUCGAGGAAACAUCGCAAAGUACGAUUCAGUAUAUGCCACUGAUUAAUAAUAUUGGAUUGAGUGUGGAAGCAAAACUACUGGAAGAAUUGCAGGAAGAAAAAAAUUCACGAGCGAAGCUUGUCGAGCAGAAUGAAUUUUUGCUGCAGCAGUGGGAUGAAGCAUUAGCUUAUGUUGAACAGGCCAGUGCAAGGGAAGCUGAAGGCCGAACUACAACGCGCAAAUUCGUUAAUUGA